This is a messenger RNA of Laccaria bicolor S238N-H82, 1338 nucleotides long. RefSeq lists its product as uncharacterized. The coding region runs from base 1 to 1338 and encodes 445 amino acids. Lineage: Eukaryota; Fungi; Basidiomycota; Agaricomycetes; Agaricales; Hydnangiaceae. The record is from RefSeq and is a predicted model, not a curated record. The transcript is spliced from 6 exons.
AUGAACGGCGAACAUGCAAACGCUGUAGCUGGUCCCUCAAAUUCCCAGCCAACAUCCAAGGCGUUCUUUUCAUCGUCGCCCUCAUCCACGCCACAUCACCCCCAACCUCCGCUCCUCUUCCUUCCACCUCCAGUUCCACCUCCUCUAAGGCAGCACCUUCAUAGCACGCAAGAUUUGCUCAAACGCUUCCAGCUGCUACCGGCUUACGACAAAUACGUGCGCCCAUCCGCUGUAUCAGGCUCGGAUGCUGGGUUUGACGGCGCUGAUCCUACUACGCCGGCUCCCGUUACUCCUGGAGGUGUGGACAAGGGGAAAGGGAGAGAUGUGUCGGGCUCGGGUGGGGUUGAUCACUCACUUGAGGACACGGGGCUUGGUGAUGGGGGAGAUGGUGAUGACGAUGACGGUCCUGGGGGAAAAGGAGAGAAGAAGAAGAAGAACAGCUAUAAACACCUCAUCAAAGGCGUUCCUGGGAAACACUCGAUGAAGAAAGACGAUUAUCUGACGACAACGAUGCUUGUACCACCAAAACAACGUUUCCAGAUCACGCCGUUCGAUGCUCGGACCCAGCGGGAGUCUUUCACCGUUAGUCCGGAAGGCCUGAAAGGCUGGAAUAUCAACGCUCUCGUUCUGGAAUCCGCACAGGCUCGCGAGGACAGGAAAAAACGGAAAGAGCUCAAACGCCUUGCAAAAGCCCAACAAGCUGGUGCUCUCGCAUUGUCGCCUGGUACCCCACCCCCGCCCACUCAAGUACCGAUACCUACAUCUGCAACUGGCUCCACAUUCCGACCGACAGACGCACCCACACCACGCACGGGGGGUACAUCCACCCCACGUUCGGCACUCGCGAGCGGUUCUCCACGCCCAGGCUCGCAUGUCCUCAAAUCAGGUUCUACGAAUCCGAAGUCUGGAUCAACUGUUGAUCCAAGGCCCGUUCCCCGACCGGGAUCAACGGCGCCUGUUUCGGCGCUCCCUCCCCCUACAGCUCGACCUAAUCUGCCCCCCGUUCAAGUACCUACCGCACGAGUGGGAACGCCACUGAGAACGGCUACGCCGACGAGUGCACAUCCGAUAGAUCAGAGAGGGAAGAAGAGGGAAAGGGACGAUAGCAACGGUGUUGGGGUGAAUGGCUUGCCAAUCAACGGCGUGUCGAAAGGGAACGGGGUUGGUGCGGCUUCUGUCAACGGGAAUGGGACAGCGUCCAACACUGUUGUGAAUGCUAAACCUGGAACGGGGACAAUCCGGCCGAGGCCGAUCAAGAAACAGCGGAUGGAUAUGCAAGGACAAGCAAGAGACGUUGCGACGCCUGUGCAACAGCAGCCAACCCCUCAAGGAGUGUAA